AUGAUGGAACCCGACAUGGGAUUGAAUGGAAUGGAAUGUGGUGAAGUGGAAAGAAAGAUGGAAAGACCUCUAUGCCAUACAUUCGUACCGCUACCCACCAAAGCCUUGGCAUAUUCGUUUAAUAUCUGGGCGGGGCAGCUGACGAUGACAACCACCCACGUGCUGUCGCUUCCCUUCCGGAAGUCGACCCAGCUGUCACUGUCGCGCGCCAUCCAGCAGUACAUUUCCACCAAAUACGACCAACACCCGGACAUGUUCCGCCAUGACCUCGACACCAUCGACGCUCUGCGCCGCGACGCCAUCAACGUCCGCGAAGCCCACCCGAGCGGCAUCAGGAAGCUCCAGAUGUACGCCGCCCAGCUCGUGUGGAUUGGCGGCAAGUUCCCCAUUGAUGUCGGCGCCGACUUCACCUGGUACCCGGCUCUGGGCUACCACACCGAACACCCGCUCGUCCAGAACAACCUCAAGUACGAGCUGAUGAACGUCCUCUACAACCUCGCCGCCCUCUACUCCCAGCUGGCCGUGGCUUCCAACCGCAACAGCACCGAAGGCCUCAAGACGGCUGCCAGCUGGUUCUCCCACGCCGCCGGCGUCCUCACCCACAUCAAGACCCAGGUCCUGCCCGAGCUGCGCAUGCCCAGCCCGCCCGACGACAUGGACGAAACCACCCUCGAGUCCCUCAUACAGCUCUUCCUCGCCGAGGCCCAAGAGUGCUACUGGCAGAAAGCCGUCAUGGACGGGUACAAAGACGCCUCCAUCGCCAAGCUAGCCGCCCGUGUGUCCGACCUGUACAACGAAGCCGGCGAGGCCGCCAUGCGCAGCGAGGCCAUCAGCUCGGCCUGGAUCCACCACAUGAGCGCCAAACACCACCACUUUGCCGCCGCCGCCCAGUUCCGCGCUGCCAGCGAUUGUCUCGAACGCAAGAAAUACGGCGAAGAGAUCGCCCGGUUGCGGGACGCCCUCGCCUGCGUCAACGAAGGACUCAAAGAAACCCGGGGUGGCUACCUCAGCAAAGCCGUCGUCGAAGACCUGCAGGGCCUCAAGCGUCGCCUGGAAGAGGACCUCAAGCGCGCCGAGAUCGACAACGACCGCGUCUACCUGCACAUUGUGCCGCCCAAGACCGAGCUCAAGCGUCUCGACCGCGCCAACAUGGCCGUCGCCCGUGUGCCUCCCCAGGUGGCCAAGCCGUACGAGUUUCUGGGCGACCACAACGCCGAAUUUGGGCCGGCUUUAUUCACCAAGCUCGUCCCCUUUGCCGUACACGUGGCCGUUUCCAUAUACGAAGAGCGUCGCGACAGGCUGGUCAACAACUCCAUCAUCUCCGAGCUCGAGUCCAUGACAUCCCAACUUCACGAAAUUCUUUCCUCUCUCAACCUCCCUGGUUCCUUGCAAGCCCUUGAAAAGCCGCUCGGCCUUCCAGGCACCUUGGUCCAGCACGCCGACGAGAUACGCCAAGCCGACGCCCUCUACCGCCUGCAGCAAGGCUUGACGGACAUUGACAAGCUCUGCUCUUCGGACCUAGCCAUCUUCGAAGAAGGCCGGUCCCUUCUUCUUGCCGAAGAGGAGGAAGACUCUCGUCUCCGUCUAAAGUACGGUACCGAACGGUGGAACCGCCCGCAAUCUCGUCAGGAUCCGUCCCCCAAUGGCGGGGCUAAACUUUGGCGACAGGCCCAAGAUAUCGAAGGUUACUUUGGCUCUUCGACAGCCUCGGACCAAGUAGUCCGCGAGAAGUUCAACGCCGUGAGGGACACGCUCGCCAUUCUUGCCGGGUCAGACCGAUCAAUCAUGGAUUUCAUCCCCAACUCGCGACGGACCGACAUCCCCGAGAGCUUGAAGCCGGCCCUAGGAAGGCUACGAAGCGCCUACAACGACGUGCAGCGUCUUGAGUCCCGCCGGCGCAAGCGCGUCGAAUCUUUGCGCGCUCGGUCUCGUGCAGAUGACAUUAAGCCUGACAUCCUCGUCGAAGCCGCUCGCUUAGAACGGGCGUACCCGACAACCGCCAUCGCGACCGCCCACUUUGAGGACUUCUUCGAGAAACGCCUCGACCGCCUAUACGAAUCAGAGCUGGAGGCCGUGGAAAGGGAUAAGCAAGAGCAGGAGAAGAUUGUACAGGAGGUGAAGAGGGCGAAUAAGGAGUUUGAGGCACAAAAGAGGCAGGUCGAUAGAGCCGGAGGAGGGAAUCGAGAGAGAGAAGAGGCGCUCCAGAAGCUGGAUGCGGCCUAUUACAAAUACAAGGAGAUUGUGAGCAACGUGGAGAUUGUAGAGCAGUGGAGGGGGUUGGUAAGGGGGAGUCUUGAAGAGGAAAUCAACAUGCCCCCUCUGUCCUCCCUCAACAUGCAUCAAUCAUCAUUUUCGUAUCAACAACAACAGCAACAUCACCAACAACCACCACCGCCACCACCACAAAUUCCUUUCCCCGAACCCAUCCAGCCUCAUCAGCCAAUAGUCGAACAAGCGCACAUCCAAAGCUGGGCCGACAACGUGCCACAACAACAGCCGAAGCCAGUAGCUCCUGGGGCGUGGGCACCAAACAUGGGGAUAAAAUUCGGAUCCCCUGUGGCCCAGGGGCAGCAGCAUCAACAAGAGCAGGGGCAACCAGGACCGGUAAACGCUACAUGGGAUCCAUCUCAAGGGAUUCGGGCGGGCAGGAAUGGAGACAGACUGGCCAAAGUCCCUACCGUCCGCCACUGGAAGUGCUACGAAGAAGAAGUCGUCCGCGAAGUCGUCACCGCUGCCUCCGGCAAGGACAAAGACAAGGACAACAGCAACACAUACACCAUCAAGGUUUUAGUCAAGAAGUGGAAGGAUUGCGGCUCCAAAAGUUGUCCCCAGUCGACGUCUUACCAGCCACAUGCACUUGCCUCCAGCUCGUCCAGCUCAUCCAGCUCGGAUACCAAGAAGUAG
Messenger RNA from Neurospora hispaniola, 2904 nucleotides. RefSeq names its product pH-response regulator protein palA/rim-20. Gene Ontology annotation, biological process: multivesicular body sorting pathway. Gene Ontology annotation, cellular component: endosome. NCBI's taxonomy places the organism in Eukaryota, Fungi, Ascomycota, Sordariomycetes, Sordariales, Sordariaceae. Bases 1 to 2904 code for a protein of 967 amino acids. The record is from RefSeq and is a predicted model, not a curated record. Gene Ontology annotation, molecular function: protein binding. The transcript is spliced from 8 exons.